Molecule: messenger RNA, 2448 nt
Organism: Esox lucius (northern pike)
Lineage: Eukaryota; Metazoa; Chordata; Actinopteri; Esociformes; Esocidae
Product: synaptosomal-associated protein 25-A
Exons: 8
Coding region: 196-810 (204 amino acids)
Biological process (GO): exocytosis; synaptic vesicle fusion to presynaptic active zone membrane; synaptic vesicle priming
Cellular component (GO): plasma membrane; synaptobrevin 2-SNAP-25-syntaxin-1a-complexin I complex
Molecular function (GO): SNAP receptor activity; syntaxin-1 binding; voltage-gated potassium channel activity
Source: RefSeq, a predicted model, not a curated record
GGGUGGGUGAGUUUUCCCUGAUGGCAAACCGUUUGGAAUGAGGCAGCAGUAUGAACUAGCAGGUGGGGGUAGCACUAGGGAGACAUUUUCCAAUCCUGAACCGACGACGGUCCGGUGAAAACAACUUCAGUUUUGCAGUAGCAAGCAACCUACUCAUUGUUUCGAGGCCGACGCCCAUCUCACCACACAGAAGCCAUGGCAGAUGAAGCAGACAUGCGCAACGAGCUGGAAAACCUGCAGGCCAAGGCGGAUCAGAUAGCCGACGAGUCGCUGGAGAGCACUCGGCGAAUGCUGGCAAUGGUGGAGGAGAGUAAAGAUGCGGGUAUCAGGACUUUGGUUAUGCUGGACGAGCAAGGAGAGCAACUCGAUCGUUUCGAAGAUGGCAUGAACAAGGUCAACCAAGACCUGAAGGAGGCCGAGAAAGAUAUGAAGGGUUUAGGGCAAUGCUGUGGCCAGUUAUGCCCAUGUAUUGCCAAGAUAAAAGGAGGGGGCCAAGCCUGGGGGGCCAACCAGGACGGAGUGGUGAACAGUCAGCCGGGGGCCCGAGUGGUGGACGAACGUGAACAGAUGGCCAUCAGUGGGGGCUUCAUACGCAGGGUAACGGACGACGCCCGGGAGAAUGAGAUGGACGAAAACCUGGAGCAGGUGGGUGGCAUUAUCGGCAACCUGCGCCACAUGGCCCUGGAUAUGGGCAACGAGAUCGACACCCAGAACCGGCAGAUCGACAGGAUCAUGGAUAAGGCUGAUUCCAACAAGACAAGGAUUGAUGAAGCUAACCAGCGCGCCACAAAGAUGUUGGGCAGUGGCUAAGCCACAGCGACAAGUGCUUUCUAACCCCCAAACCCCAGCCCCAAAACCCCAACCGCUCCUUCUGCGUCCCUCCCAAGCUUGUCAUGGGGCAGUGCAAACAUGCUUUCAUCACAGUACUCACUCUGUAGGUUUACACACAACACGCACAUAUCAGAUGCCCAACCCCUUAGUCCCUUCCUGUUGUAGAUGUUGUUCUGUGUCGUCUGUCUUUGACUUUUAUUAAAACGAUAGCAUUGAAACAUCGUCUGGUCCUCGCCCCCUAACCCCGCCCCCCCAGUCCCACUCCCCAGAAGUUGUACAUAGUGUUUAUUCCAUGGCUUUAGCUCAUCUGUGGAUCAUUUUUUUUUCCUCCUCUUUAUCAAUCUCUCUGUCUCGCUCGUUUACUUUUUUAUUCCAAUACAUGUAUUGUACAAACUGUAUUUACAUCCUUACACGAAAACUGCUACUGCUUUGCACAGGAUUACUAUUGCUUUACAUGAUAAGGAAAAUGCUUCAUCAUAUGUCGUUUCUUCCAUGUUGUCAGUAUUAUGGCAGUGUUGUCGAUUUGAGACACUGACUAUCUAUUGUUACACGUCGUUUUGAUGCUAGACGAGGACUUACCAAGCAAGUCAGGAAUCGCUUCUCCUUAAUAGCUGUAUUGAGUAUAACUAGCCCAGUAAAGUCAGGACUCCCUUCUUAAACAUUGUGACCUUCUUCCCAGACUCUCUUCUACACAACAGCCAUUUUGAUUGACUAGUGAGGCAUCUCCGCCUCAGUCAGGCCUUGGUGUCCCCCACAGGGAAUUAAACACACUGACUGAGGUUAGCAGCUUUUAUUAAAAAAAGAAUAUUUUUCAUCAGUCUACUAUAACUGUGGACAAUAAGUCUACAGUAGUUGUACAAGGCUCUCAGAUUGUGAACGAUGGAAGUAAGACGUAGCCUAAAUAGUAAUUUGUAGUGGAAAAAAAGCACUAGCUAAAAUGAUACACAGACAGUUAUUUCAUUUGUUUCCUAUAAAACAAGGCAUAUUUAGGCUACCUCCUCCCUCCAAUCAGGUGCAGAAUCAGUUACAUUAGGGCUGCAUACUGAUAAGACCUAAAACCAAGUAAGACGGAAAUGAAUUUACACUGGGGUCGGGCUGCGCUCCACUAUAACCAACUGGAACGUAAUAACUAAUUGUCAGGGGCGGAGAAGACCGGAACAGGCCCACUUGGAUAUCCAUCCCCCCCCACAACCCCGAGGCUGGGAUGGAGCUGUACACAGCUGCAACAAAAAGAAAACACAUUUUUAAUACCUACCCCCAGAUGGGCCCUAGUUCCCCAGCGACCCAUUCUGGGUUGGCCCAGCCUCUCUGUCACACGCCUGCUGAUGUACAGUAGCUGUGUGUGUGUGUGUGUGUGUGUGUGUGUGUCAUACGUAUCCAUCAGUGGGAACUUACACAUUAAUCAUCGGGCAGAACCACACAAACAUCCAACAUGGCUGCCACAGCACACAUCCAGCAGUGCGUCCGAUGCCCACAGCCGAGAUCACCCCGCUUCCUGCCACACUGCAAUAGUGCCACUAUUAUUUUUUCUUUUCUUCCACUAAUUUCUUUCCAGACUGUGACCAUUACUGUCAAUAACAUGGAAAAAUGCCAAUUAAAACAUGACCAUAGAACAAA